Molecule: messenger RNA, 3483 nt
Organism: Durusdinium trenchii
Lineage: Eukaryota; Dinophyceae; Suessiales; Symbiodiniaceae
Source: the annotation of a GenBank genome assembly
UUUUCAACAGCGUUCUUCGGUGCAUCCCUCCCUGCGGCGCGGUGGGCAUAGCACCAGGGCGGCGGGUGGAGCCAUGGGAUGAAGCGAAAACGGGAGACGCCAUGGGAGCGACAGGGCUUGCGUGGUGUGCGAUAUUUGGUGCUGGAUGAGGCUGACCGCAUGCUGGAUAUGGGUUUCAUGCCCCAGGUACGUGAGAUUGUUGGGCUGAUGGUGCCCAAGAACCAACGACAGACCUUGCUUUUCUCCGCCACCUGGCCAUCCGCAGUGCAUGCCUUGGCAGGCGAGAUUCUAGGGCAGUCGCCUGUGCGGAUCUCCAUUGAUCAAGCAGGGGAAGAUGAGCUCAGCGCGAACUCCAGCGUGACACAGAUCAUUGAGAUCGUACGAGAGAGCAAGAAAGAAGCUCGCCUACUGAACAUUCUGCAAGAACAUGCAUCGGCGAAGACCUUGAUUUUUGUCAACACCAAGAAAGGUGCCGCCUCCUUGGCCGAUCACUUGCGAAGAGCUGGGGUGGUCCCCUGCGGGGAGAUUCAUGGAAAUCUCCCCCAGCACGAACGCGCAGAGGCACUCAAAGAGUUCACGUCUGGAGCCACUCGAACUCUGGUGGCUACGGAUGUAGCUGCAAGGGGCUUGGAUGUGGAAGACAUCACGCUUGUGGUGUGUUAUGAUUUUCCAGACUCGAUGGCGGGCGGCAUGGAGGACUACGUCCACCGGAUCGGCCGCACCGGCCGUGCGGGGCGCCGCGGACACGCCGUCACCUUCUUCCCGGCGCCCGAGGAUGUUUCCGGCACUCGCUCCGCAGGCAAUGCCCACGAACUGAUUCAACUCCUGCGCUCUGCCGGACAAGACGUGCCUGAGGAGCUACAGGCGUUGGACAAUGGGCCGGUCAUUUCCAGUGUGGCGGCACGAUCUGGAAAGAAAGGUGCGCGGCUCAGAGUGGACGACCAACUUGACCAACAUUUGCAGAUCAGGCAAAGCAAAAGGUAAAGGAAAAGGAAAAGCGUCUGAACAACAGCAGAGAAGCAAAGGCGGGAUCAGCAUCCAGGGUGGCGAAGUGGAGCCGCUGCAAAGUUUUAAGGAGCUGCCCUUCAGCAAGGUCCUCCGAAAGAGUUUGCGGAGCUGCGGCUUUCAGAAACCUAUGCCCAUCCAGGCUUAUGGCUGGCCCGUGGCCCUCUCGGGUCGCGACUGCAUCGGCAUCGCCAAGACCGGCAGUGGGAAGACUUUAGCCUUCUUGCUUCCUGCCAUGCACAAGAUUCAGAGUUGGCUAGAUGAGGAUCCAGGCGAAGGUGGUGGUCCUUUAGCCUUGGUAGUGGUUCCCACUCGGGAGUUGGCUGCCCAGAUUCACCGCGAGGCUGAGCGGUUCUCACCUUCUGGGCAACGCGCGUGCUGCGUCUAUGGUGGCACCCCAUGGGAACCUCAGGCAGCUUCGCUAGAGGCGGGCGUGGAGCUCCUGGUAGCAACCCCUGGCAGGCUUGCCUUCCUCAUGGCACGCGGCGGCGAAGCGGCGGCACGCGCAGCGCGUGAGAUCGCCGCGUGCGGCUCCCGUAAACAGCUCACCGAAGCUGUCGCUGUCUUCGAGCGCUUCACGGCGACGGGCGGCCGGGCGACACGCCACAUCCUUUCCACCUUGCUGAAUGUGCACGUGCUUUGUGGGGAUUUGCCUGGCGCUUUGGGAGUGUCUCAGAAAAUGCAAGACAGCAACCUGCAGCUGGGAGUUGUGGAGUAUACGACUCUCUUGAAGGGUCACUUGGCCUACGGUGAUCUGGCGGCGGCCUGGCGCCUCCUCGAAGAGAUGGAGGCUGCUCAGCGAGCCCCCGACCUUCGCACAUUGAACACCUUCCUCCGGGGCUGUGUGAAACUUGGCGCUCUGGCUGACGCCGAGGCCGUCUAUGCCAAGGCAUCCCAGUGGCGUUUGGAAGCGGAUGGUGCAACCUACAAGAUCUUGGCACAAGUCUACAGCCAGCGGCUCAAGCUGAAAGCUUUGAUGAAAUUGCUGAAAGAUGGAGAAGGUACUGAGGCUUUGGGGCAGUUGGAGAAUGCGGCUGGGCUCAACGUUUCAAUUGGUCAAGUGGCCUGCCUGCUGGGUCAAAGAAAGGUGGCCUUGAAAGGGAUCACCCGGGCCGAGGAGGCAUUGGCUGCUGCGACCGAGAGCACCGACUUUGACCAUUUGCGGCGUCAGGAGCUACUUCGAGAGGUUCGAAUGAUCAAGAAGGCAAUGAAGGAAGACUUCGACCUCAUGGGUGCUUUUGGCCGUUUGUUCGCCGUGCCACGGCGGUGCACUGACAUCGACACGGCUGGACGUGGUGUUCUACACGGGGAAGUGUUCAAGGCGCUGUGUCAAGGCUUUGGGCUGGAGGAGUGCUUCCUGCGAGGAUUUGGAGAAGAAGAGGACAGCCGAGCUCAGCUGAAGCGCUGCCUGAAGGGCUCCCAGCUGCGCUGGAAGAGGAUCUUUGGCAGCGACGGGCCGGUCAAGCUCGAGGUGUGCUCCGGCACAGGAGACUGGGUGGUGGCGCAGGCCUUAAAAGAUCCAGCGGCCAACUGGGUGGCCAGUGAGUUACGCUAUGACCGUGUUUGGAGCAUCGUGACCAAGUCUGUUUUUGAGAAGUGCUCGAAUUUGGCGGUCCUGGCAGGUGAUGCCGGAUCCUUUCUCAAGAGCAUGAUUCCAGAAGGAAGCCUCAGCACCAUGUGCAUCAACUUUCCCGAGCCCCCGCAAACCACCAGAAAUGCCUCCUGUGACGAUGCUGAGUCCUAUCUCCACCUUUUGACCUCAGAGUUCUUUAUUGAUGCUCAUUCGGCCUUGGUACCGGGGGGCGUGUUGACCAUUUUCUCGGACAAUCAGGAGUACAUGCGCUCAUUGGCCCGAACCAUCGGCCUGCUCCGGGGACCGAGCGACCUGGCGCGCUGCUUUGAGCCCUUGGGCGACGUGCCGGCAGAGCACCUGGAGACCGCGGAAGAGAUGUGUGGCUUGCUCAUAUGCCAAGGGUGUCCGGGUGAGGAAGCUGGCCAUGUGGUUCAGGCCUCCUCUCAGUUCGAUCGCUUUUUCCAGCACGGCCAACAUUUGGACCGCUUCUACCUUGCUGUGUGCAAGGUGCCCAUGGAGUAGCCGCGAAGUGGCAAGAUCUACGGAGCAUGGAGCGAGCUCAAAAGUUGGGCUUUGCGGCCAGGGCAGCUGCUGACAUGUAAAGGCGGGUUCGAAGCCCUUGGCCUGGACUGAAUCCCAUGAAUUGCAUGAUCUGCAGUGUUCACCAAGAACUUCCUCUUCUGGGCACGGGUACGUCUUUGUGGCCUGAUUGAGACCGAUGCGUAUAUACAAGCAUCCCAUGCAGGGAGGGUGAGAAUCUAAAAGGAUGUCCGAUUGAUAUAUUUGGCAACGCUCAUCCCAACACUGUGAUGCUCCUAUAGUUAAACAAGCAACAGAAGCCAGGUUUCCUUAAAUACGGCCUCCCUCUUGAAGUGGACCUAAGGCUGGAUCAGCGGCGGGAACAG